AUGGUUCCAGACAAAUACCCAAGUUUUCGGGACCUUCCUCUUGACAAAAAAGGGCCACACGGCAACGCCUGGGGUCUUUGGGGCCUCGAUGACCAACUGGGUACACUCAAUCUACUUACAGAUGAUGUCGUAGCAUGUGCAGCUAGAGAAAACAUCAUCAAUGGCCAAAGAGUAUCUCUUAACUGGUCCAUGACGGGGGCUUCAUAUCCAAAGUUUGCACGGAAACUGCUUGAACUGAACACUAUCAAUAAAGCUCCUUUGAAGCAUGCUCAUGACGAUGAGUGGAGCUUCAACUCGCAGUGUAGUUCACAGUGGGAUGGAUUUCGACACUAUGCUUACCAAGAUGAAGCCCUAAAACCUCACGUGCCGAUGCAGCUGUACUACAUGGGGCGCACUGCCAAGGACUUUGCUGAAUCAUCGGUCCCAAACGGAAUACAGCAUGUAUCCAGCAAAGGGAUUGCUGGUCGGGCUGUUUUCAUUGACUGGUACGCCUGGGCUCAGAAACGCGGGCUUGACGUGGAUGCCUUCACGUCCUAUGAAGUUCCGUUUAGCCAACUCAUUGACGCCUUGAACGACCAAGGCAUUAGUAAAGAUGUAUUUCGGCCAGGCGACAUUAUUAUUAUUCGAUUCGGUUACCUAUCACAGUACGAGUCAAUGAGCAAUGAGAAACGGGAUAAGCUCAAUGAGCUUUAUAAGACGAAGAAACCCGACAAUAUUGGCAUCAAGCCAUCGAGGGAGCUGCUUGAAUUUCUGUGGGACAACAAAAUUGCGGCAAUAUGCGGAGAUACCAGAUCACUCGAAGUUUGGCCUUGCAGAGACACGGAGUGGCACAUGCAUGAGUGGCUCCUUGCAGGUUGGGGCAUGCCAAUAGGAGAGCUCUUUUAUCUAGAGGACGUCUCCCGCCUUUGCUCAUCGCUAAGUCGAUACAUAUUCUUUCUAUCGAGUUCUCCCAUGAAUGUGCCGGGAGCCGUUGCAAGCCCUCCUAACGCCUUGGCCUUUUUCUAA
Molecule: messenger RNA, 1005 nt
Organism: Colletotrichum truncatum
Lineage: Eukaryota; Fungi; Ascomycota; Sordariomycetes; Glomerellales; Glomerellaceae
Source: RefSeq, a predicted model, not a curated record